Talaromyces stipitatus ATCC 10500 is the source of this 612-nucleotide messenger RNA. RefSeq lists its product as uncharacterized. The coding region runs from base 235 to 612 and encodes 125 amino acids. The record is from RefSeq and is a predicted model, not a curated record. The transcript has 2 exons. NCBI's taxonomy places the organism in Eukaryota, Fungi, Ascomycota, Eurotiomycetes, Eurotiales, Trichocomaceae.
UCCCCCGUAUAAGCCUACGUCACGAACCUACGCUAGAGGCCUACGCGAGAAAACUCUCGGUAUUAGCACUAGGUAGGAAUCAACGUAGUGAGCCUACGGAUUCGGACUUUCCGUCAGAAUCGACCUGCAAGAACCUGACGUACGAAGCCUACGUACAACCUACGGUGUGUCGACCCACGCACCGAACAACGCACCAAAUCUCUGGAUCUGGUCUCGCAGAUACAAAUCAUCAAAAUGGCAGGACAAAGUGGCAACGAUACCGACCAGGCGAUGACAGAAAAGAAGACACUCGACGCUACCGUCAAGGCGAAGAUAAAAGAAUAUACGAACACAGCGUUCAAACAAGACUUCGAUAAGUGGACUUUGAAUAACUUCAAUACCAUGUCCGUCACCGAACUCGGGAAACUAGUUGAUUUGCUUCAAACCAACGGUGUAUAUGUUACCAACGAUGAACAGGACGAUGAAGCUGAAAAACUCUAUACUCUACUCUCUACAGAAAAAUAUCGCCCAUGGACUAAGGAGGAAGUCAUUCGCCACCUCAGACGAGGCAAUACAAUUGAGUCGAAGGUGCUCAAUGAUCAAUUCGAAACAGUGAUUAAUACAUAUAAUUAA